Hypoxylon fragiforme is the source of this 474-nucleotide messenger RNA. RefSeq lists its product as uncharacterized. The record is from RefSeq and is a predicted model, not a curated record. NCBI's taxonomy places the organism in Eukaryota, Fungi, Ascomycota, Sordariomycetes, Xylariales, Hypoxylaceae. The transcript has a single exon. Bases 89 to 397 code for a protein of 102 amino acids.
GGGGACUCUUGGGGCUAACUGCUUUGGCCUUGCCAGGUUUUCGGUAGGAAGUGUUUGAGAGUCCGGAACAGUCUUAUCCGUUUGCUCAAUGUUUCCCUCUUUGACGACUUGGGUACGUCGCGUUAUGCGACGGUGGUUAGUUAUUGUUGAGUUAGCCGAAUCCUUGGUAGCAGAGUUCGGCGGACUUGUAACACUAGUCACUCGAUUGGUACCUUUUGAGAUUGGCUUAGAUAUUGCCUGCCCCUUCUUCGAACGACUUUUCGUGGUUAGUGCUGGUUUUGAUACCUUGGAGAUCGACAAAGGUCUCUGUGUGCCAUUCUUGAUCACAGCUCGUGGUUUAGUGGUAGCUUCGACACGAUCUUUCUUUUUCGGAGCUCCCCUCUUUCCUCUCCGUUGAGGUUUCCUUUCCACAUAGGAACUAUCUGAUUCUUGCCCAUCAUUUUCAGCCGUUUCAAAGUCCUCAUCGUCUAGGUC